AACAUAUCUUGGAGGGUGAGUCAGACCCAGGCCCCCAGGCCUGAUGAGAAAAGAUGGGGAGCCUGGGAAGGAGCCUUCUGGUGCUCUGUGUAGCCCUGACCAUUGCAACACUCUCUGCUCAGCGAAGAAGGGGAUUGAGUGACCAAGAAGCUUUAUCCCUGUUCCUGAAAAUCUACAACAGAGACUCCAGCGAUAAUGCCAUCUUCAGGCUGCGGGAGUCCCAACCUGUCCUCAGAGAGGGUAGGACAUUGACCUUGAAUGCCACCAUCCAGGAAACAAAUUGUCUGAAGUCAGAGAAUCGGAAUCCUGACCAGUGUGAAUUCAAAGAACGUGGGCUGGUGAGAGACUGCUCAGGAAAGAUGUCUCCUGAUCGACAUCCCCUGUUGGUUGUCAUCGUUUGUGACUCCGUGCCCUCACAGGUCACUCAAAACCAGGAUGCACUGCAAGUGGCAAAUCUUAACAGUCAUGGAAAACGAAAGAGAAGAAGUUCUACAGAAGGAGAUGUGUCAUCAGAUGCCUUUCCAGACACGCAAAGGAGGUUUCCUCGUUCUGUACGUCCUUCUAGGUUCUUCCCUAGACAUAGGCCUAGACCUAGGCCCAGACCUGGCCCCAAUUUCCCCGGCCCUGCUCCUGGCCCUCGGCCUGGCCCCAAUUUCCCCGGCCCUGCUCCUGGCCCUCGGCCUGGCCCCAAUUUCCCAGGCCCUGCUCCUGGCCCUCGGCCUGGCCCCAAUUUCCCAGGCCCUGCUCCUGGCCCUCCGCCUGGCCCCAAUUUCCCCGGCCCUGCGCCUGGCCCUCCGCCUGGCCCCAAUUUCCCUGGCCCUCCACCUGGCCCUCUGCCUGGCCCCAAUUUCCCUGAACUAGAGCCUGACUCUGAAUUCCCCUGACCCCAGCCUGGCCCCAAUUUCCCUAGAUCCUAGCCUAGGCCUGAUUUCUUGGCUCUUUGCCUAGGCCCAUCUUUGGCUAAGCUCCCCAUUUAGAUUCCUGUCUCAUGCCCAGAAUGCCAUAUCUAGCUUAGGCCCACUAAACUUGCUUCUUCAAUGAGUUCCAAGAUUUGAACCCACAGAUCCAGUAGGACAAGCCACCCAAAAAAUUAAAAAAUAUAUAUAUAUAUAUAUAUAUUAAUAGGAACCAAAUGCAGUAAAAGAAGCUCAAAAAUCAAAAGAAGAGACUGGAUUGUGAACCAUCAAAGGGCAGGGACUUUUAGAAUUUUAUUGUAGUACUCCAAGCAGAUAGCAACUGAAUAAAGGCUCUUUGAUACCAAUAA
This is a messenger RNA of Monodelphis domestica (gray short-tailed opossum), 1264 nucleotides long. RefSeq lists its product as uncharacterized. Gene Ontology annotation, biological process: defense response to Gram-negative bacterium; antimicrobial humoral immune response mediated by antimicrobial peptide; innate immune response. The record is from RefSeq and is a predicted model, not a curated record. NCBI's taxonomy places the organism in Eukaryota, Metazoa, Chordata, Mammalia, Didelphimorphia, Didelphidae. Gene Ontology annotation, molecular function: lipopolysaccharide binding. Gene Ontology annotation, cellular component: extracellular region.